UCGCCAGGAGGCUUUGCACUCCGGGCUGCAUAGGUCCUGGAUAAGGACCUCAAGAGGUUGUAGGGGCGCCCCUUGGCCCCAGCGUACUGUCUGAACCCUGUGCCCAAAGAGUUAGGGCUGUAGCAGUUCCUGCACUAACCGCCCGGAGCCCAUACCUAAGCCCUCUGGGCACGAGGGACCUCCUCUCCCCCCAAGUCCCCCCCCCCCCCACCCCACCCCCGCCCCGAAGGAAGCAAUGCGCGCGUCCGAGAGCAGGAGCGCGCGUGGCUUAGGAAAGAAAGGGAAGGCAACUGGGCAGCACAGGCCCCGCCCCGCCGCUCCCCCACCCGUGCGCUUAUAAAGCACAGGAACCAGAGCUGGCCACUCAGUGGUUUCUUGGUGACACUAGAUAGAAGAGCUCGAGCCUUGCCACUUCGGGCUUCUCGCUGCAGCUGGGCUUGGACUUCGGGGUUUUGCCAUUGCCAGUGGGACGUCUGAGACUUUGUCCUCCAAGUACUUGGCAGAUCACUGUCUUAGCAGGGUCUGCGCUUCGCAGCGGGGAUGAAGCUGGUUUCCGUCACCCUGAUGUACCUGGGUUCGCUCGCCUUCCUAGGCGCUGACACCGCUCGGUUGGAUGUCGCGUCGCAGUUUCGAAAGAAGUGGAAUAAGUGGGCUCUGAGUCGUGGGAAGAGGGAACUGCGGAUGUCCAGCAGCUACCCCACCGGGCUCGCUGACGUGAAGGCCGGGCCUGCCCAGACUCUUAUUCGGCCCCAGGACAUGAAGGGUGCCUCUCGAAGCCCCGAAGACAGAAGCAGUCCGGAUGCCGCCCGCAUCCGAGUCAAGCGCUACCGCCAAAGCAUGAACAACUUCCAGGGCCUCCGGAGCUUUGGCUGCCGCUUCGGGACAUGCACGGUGCAGAAGCUGGCACACCAGAUCUACCAGUUCACAGAUAAGGACAAGGACAACGUCGCCCCCAGGAGCAAAAUCAGCCCCCAGGGCUACGGCCGCCGGCGCCGGCGCUCCCUGCCCGAGGCCGGCCCGGGUCGGACUCUGAUGUCUUCUAAGCCACAAGCACCCGGGGCUCCAGUCCCCCCGAGUGGAAGUGCUCCCCACUUUCUUUAGGAUUCAGGUGCCCAUGGCACAACGAACAGUCGCGCAAGCAUCCCGCUGGUGCCUCCCGGGACGAAGGACUUCCCGAGCGGUGUGGGGACUGGGCUGUGACAGCCCUGCGGAGACCCCGAAUCCGGGAGGCACCCUCCGGCGGCGAUCUCUGGCUUUGCAAGGGCCCCUCCUUCUGGGGGCAUCGCUUCCUUAGCCUUGCUCAGGUGCGGGUGCCCCGUGGGGGCGGGAUGCAGCAGAAUCCGAGUGAGUGUUUGCCAGGCUUAAGGAGAGGAGAAACUGAGAAAUGAAUGCUGAGACCCCCGGGGCAGGGGUCUGAGCCACAGCCGUGCUCGCCCACAAACUGAUUUCUCACGGCGUGUCACCCCACCAGGGCGCAAGCCUCACUAUUACUUGAACUUUCCAAAACCUAGAGAGGAAAAGUGCAAUGCGUGUUGUACAUAUAGAGGUAACUAUCAAUAUUUAAGUUUGUUGCUGUCAAGAGUUUUUUUGUAACUUCAAAUAUAGAGAUAUUUUUGUACGUUAUAUAUUGUAUUAAGGGCAUUUUAAAAGCAAUUGUAUUGUCCUCCUCCCCCUAUUUUAAGACGUGAAUGUCUCAGUGAGGUGUAAAGUUGCUCGCCGCGUGGAAUGUGAGUGUGUUUGUGUUUGUGUGCAUGAAAGAGAAAGACUGAUUACCUCCUGCUUGGAAGAAGGAAACACCAAGUCUCUGUAUAAUUUCCAUAAAAUGGGUGAUAUGCGAACAGCAAACCAAUAAACUGUCUCAAUGCUGAUUCA
This is a messenger RNA of Piliocolobus tephrosceles (Ugandan red Colobus), 1872 nucleotides long. RefSeq names its product adrenomedullin (gene ADM). Gene Ontology annotation, biological process: adrenomedullin receptor signaling pathway; regulation of systemic arterial blood pressure; positive regulation of heart rate. Bases 541 to 1101 code for a protein of 186 amino acids. The record is from RefSeq and is a predicted model, not a curated record. The transcript has 4 exons. Gene Ontology annotation, molecular function: hormone activity; adrenomedullin receptor binding. Gene Ontology annotation, cellular component: extracellular region. NCBI's taxonomy places the organism in Eukaryota, Metazoa, Chordata, Mammalia, Primates, Cercopithecidae.